Messenger RNA from Nerophis lumbriciformis (worm pipefish), 2797 nucleotides. Its product is annotated as ras-related protein Rab-8A-like. Gene Ontology annotation, molecular function: GTP binding; GTPase activity. NCBI's taxonomy places the organism in Eukaryota, Metazoa, Chordata, Actinopteri, Syngnathiformes, Syngnathidae. The record is from RefSeq and is a predicted model, not a curated record.
CCGGCGUCAUUUCCGCAUUCAUAUCAACAACUAUGGCGAAAACGUACGAUUAUUUGUUUAAACUGCUGUUAAUCGGGGAUUCUGGGGUCGGCAAGACGUGCGUCCUCUUCAGGUUCUCGGAGGACGCCUUCAACUCGACGUUCAUAUCCACCAUAGGCAUAGAUUUCAAGAUCAGGACAAUAGAGCUCGAGGGCAAGAAGAUCAAGUUGCAGAUAUGGGAUACAGCCGGCCAGGAGCGCUUCCGUACAAUCACAACAGCCUACUACAGAGGCGCAAUGGGAAUCAUGCUGGUGUACGACAUCACAAAUGAGAAGUCCUUUGAUAAUAUCAAGAACUGGAUAAGGAACAUAGAAGAGCACGCGUCAUCUGAUGUCGAGAAGAUGGUUCUUGGCAAUAAAUGUGACAUCAACGACAAGCGACAGGUAUCUAAAGAGCGAGGGGAAAAGCUUGCUUUAGAGUACGGCAUCAAGUUCAUGGAGACCAGCGCCAAGGCUAACAUCAAUGUGGAGACUGCCUUUUUGACACUUGCGAGGGACAUCAAAUCCAAAAUGGACACAAAAAUGGAGGGGAACAUGCCGCAGGGGAGCAGUCAAGGAGUCAAGAUCUUAGAGCCCCGCAAAAAGACCAGCUUCUUUCACUGUAGCCUCCUCUGAGGACCCUUUUUUUCCGAGGCCUUUUUAGAACUCGCUCCAUCCAAAUAGAUCUGCGCUCACUCGCCGUGAGCCCUUCCUCUCCUUUUCCUUUCUCGCUCCUCAUCCUUGUGGACUUCUUCCCUUCUAGUCUUCACAGUGAAGGACUCUCCCUCGAUUGUCCUCUUCUAAGCGCUUCCAGUGGUGCGUCUGUAGGGGAUUCUUUGUGGACCAGAACAACCAGGGGAUUGCCCACGUCGCACGAACGCAGGCUUGUACUGAUGUUUGCUUCCUUGUUUGUCUGUCAUGCAUCACACGAUCGCGAGCACAGCCAUCGGAGGGUUACUCCUUUGGAUUUUUGGGAGAGGAAUCAUACAAGCUUAUUUUUAGGAGAGCUUCGUUUUGCCAGAAACUGACAAGCUUAAACUGCCGAAAUGCACAUGUUUACUUUCAUUUUACAUUCAAAUAGUGUAUAAUGCAGGGGCUUUCUGUCUGGCCUGUGCUUGACAAUCAUUUCACUUAAUCUAACAUGAAUUGAUCUCAUAUUUAAAAAAACAAACAAAAAGCAGCCUCAUAGUUGCCGUUUACGUAAGCAUUUUUCAAGAUUUUUUUAAAUUUUUUAUUCGGUGUCAAGCUAAAUGACAUUUCUGGCAACUCGUCCCCCUUCAGCUCUCCUGGCACUUUACACAGUAGCUCUUGUUUUGUGCAUCGAUUCCAACUUGCAAUACAUUUCCAUGGCGUCACUUUGGGAACCGUUUGGGAGAAAAUUAGGUUUUACUGCCAGUGACGCCAGUAUUUGACUGACAACCUCGCCCUUUGCAUUCAUGCCUCAACAUUUGUAUUGUCUAUUUAUAAGAAGCUCUUUUUUAUAUGGUGUUAUUUGUACAGUAGAAUUUAUUUGGCUUUAUCCGCAACAACUGACUUAAAGGCGUUAGUACUGUUCACAAUCAGGCUUAGUAGUCAGUAUUUCAAGGAAGGUGCACAAGUUUCAACACAGCAGCUCUGCCAACCUUCCAUUAACGUCAAAGCGACCCUGUUUGUCCCUUAAAAAGUGCACCUAAUCACUCAGUAGUCCUUUUCUGCCAAUCUCCGCUUGUUUAGUUUUUUGUCGCCGUCUCAUUUUUUCUUUCCGGAACCAACAAGUCAUUUCAGACCUUGUGACCUCCGUGUCCAUUUGUCUUAAUAACUCAAUUGGUCCGGUAAGCUAUGCAUCAUGUACCUUGGACCUUUUGUAUGUGCUUUUAUGAAUGUCCUCCUUUUGAGCCAAAAACAGGACCGUCCUUCUGUAUAGGAAAAAAACAACUAUUUCAAUGCAAUCAAUCUAACAUUUUGGGUUAGUGAUGCACUUUCCUUCCCUUUCUUUGUAUCACUUGAACUCCUAUUGCUUUGCACAAAGCGAUUACCGUAUUUUUCGGAUUAUAAGUCGCACCGGCCGAAAAUGCAUAAUAAAGAAGGAAAAAAACAUAUAUAAGUCACACUGGAGUAUAAGUCGCAUUUAUUGGGGACAUUUAUUUGACAAAACCCAACACCAAGAGUAGACAUUUGAAAGGCAAUUUAAAAUAAAUAAAAAAUAGUGAACAACAGGCUGAAUAAGUGUACGUUAUAUGAGGCAUAAAUAACCAACUGAGAACGUGCCUGGUAUGUUAACGUAACAUAUUAUGGUAAGAGUCAUUCAAAUAACUAUAACAUAUAGAACAUGCUAUACGUUUACCAAACAAUCUGUCACUCCUAAUCGCUAAAUCCCAUGAAAUCUUAUACGUCUAGUCCAGGGGUCAGCAACCUUUACCAGUCAAAGAGCCAUUUUGACCAGUUUCACAAAUUAAAGAAUACAAUGGGAGCCACAAAAAUCCUUUGAAAUUUAAAAUUAAAUAACACCACAUACAAAGUUUUUUUUUUUGUUGCUUUGUGCUAUGUAUAAACCAAAGGUCUCAGACACGCGGCCCACACCUUACUAUGAAAUUUGAAUGUUAGUGCGGCCCGCGGGUUUUAUAUGAAUGGCGCUUGGCAGCGUCAUACUUGUCAACACUCCCGAUUUUUCCGGCAGACUACCAAUUUCAGGACAACUAUUCUCUCGGACGUGCCGUGAUGGUACAGCAUUUAGCGCCCACUGCAACCAGUGUGCCGGCCCAGCCACAAGUUGUAUGGGGCUUCUGCUUGCCAACGUAAGU